Messenger RNA from Ordospora pajunii, 1095 nucleotides. RefSeq lists its product as uncharacterized. Gene Ontology annotation, biological process: activation of GTPase activity; nucleocytoplasmic transport. Lineage: Eukaryota; Fungi; Microsporidia; Ordosporidae. Gene Ontology annotation, molecular function: small GTPase binding; GTPase activator activity. Bases 1 to 1095 code for a protein of 364 amino acids. The transcript has a single exon. Gene Ontology annotation, cellular component: perinuclear region of cytoplasm; cytosol; nucleus. The record is from RefSeq and is a predicted model, not a curated record.
AUGAUGUAUUUUUUUUUGUCUGAGGCCUCGUUGAUGAAGUUCUCUAUAGCAGACCAGAAAAAGAAGUAUGCAACAAAAGAGGAUAUCGCAGAUGUUUUGAAACGGAUUGAAGAUGACAUCGAAGAGCUUGUUGAAGUGGAUCUUUCGGGCAACUGCUUUUCUGAAGAGGCCAUGGAGGAGAUCUGCAAGGUGCUUACGAAUGCAAGAUGCCUACGCGUUAUCAAUCUGUCGAGUGUGUUUCUGCUUCUUGGCAAGGAGAGACUGUGCCACAACCUUGCGCUUCUUUCGAAGAUGCUGAGGAAGCACUGCAUACAAAAGAUCGACCUGAGCGACAACGCAAUAGGAUCUGAAUUUCCUGAGGAAUUCGGAAUGUUUAUUUCUGAGGCAAGAAGUCUUGUGCAUCUGAAGAUGAACAACUGUGGGCUUGGGGAGAUCGGAGGAAAUAGACUUGGAAGAUAUAUGAAGAGCAUUGAGGACAAGGGCAAGCUCGAGGUGGUUGACAUUGCGCAGAACAGGUUUUUUGUUUUUCCAAAGGAGUUACGAGAGGCGCUUGAGGAGUUUGAUGGGAUAAAGGAGCUGAGGAUCCAGUACAACACGAUUGAGGAGGUGACGAUGCUGAGCCUUCUGAAUGGAUUAGAAAAGCAUGUGCUUGAGGUGCUUGACAUGAGAGACAACUUUUUGUCUGAAGAGGGAUCAAAAAGACUGGGUGAGUUGUACUGCGGAUGGUACAUGAAGGAACUACGGGUUGGGGACUGUAUGAUGAGAAAUAGCGGAGUCAAGAGGUUUUUAGAGGAAGCAAGCAAGAAGUUUGUGCCGAUGUGUCUUCCUGGUGAAUACACAGGAAGGAGUGGGGUUGUUCUGGAUCUGUCAUACAAUGAGUUUGAGCAGGAUGCAAUGGAUGCUUUGUGUGAAUUCUGCAGGAUAAAUGCUGUGAAGGAGUUGAUAGUGUUUGGAAACUACUAUGAAGAUGCUAGCAAGGCGAUUGAGGUGGUGAAUGAGCAUGGUGGAAAGGUGAUAGCAAGCGAGGGACGGGACGAUGCAUCAGACGCUGAUGAAAUAGCAGAGUCGUUGAUAGAGAAGGUGGCGAAGCUGUAG